AUGGGCCUCAGACUACCGUCCCUUCAGGCCGCCCUGGCCUAUUUGACGAUAAUUUUUGCUACACUGUUCCUCUAUGUUAUUGGAGUUAUCACCUACCGAUUAGUCUUCAGUCCUUUGGCACGGUUCCCAGGGCCUCGCCUGGCAGCUGCAACGCGCCUCUACGAAACAUAUUUUCAGAUGGUAAAAGGAGGAACUUUUACAUGGCAUAUCGAGAGCCUUCAUGAGAUCUAUGGUCCCAUUGUCCGUAUCACUCCCUGGGAACUGCACAUCAAAGACCCAAACUUCUACGACACCCUCUACGCAGGCCCUGGUAAGCAUCGAAACAAAGAUCCCUGGUUCAGUUACAUAUCGUACCCAAAAUCAAUUUUCUCUACCCAGGCCCACGAGACUCAUCGUCCGAGGCGGCGAGUCUUGGGUCAAUUCUUCAAGAAGGCCGCUGCUUCGGAUAUCCAGCCGAUUAUCCAAGCCAGCAUCGCCUCUCUUUGCAAACACCUGUCCGAGGCGAAUGCGACCAAGAAACCUAUGGAGCUUCAUGCGGCAUUUUACAGUUUCACGAGCGAUGUGAUUUCGGAGUAUGCGUUGGGCCACAAAUAUGGACUUCGCUAUUUGGAGAGACCCGAGCUGUCUGACGAGUGGAAACUCAGGCUGACGUCCAUGUUUGGUUUCUGUCGGCAUAUCAGACAUCUUCCCAUACUCCCCUUCUUCGCGCGCUUGGCUCCCCGUAUGGUUGGCACUGUGGUCCCGCCUUAUCGCUAUGUUUAUGAGAUGGAAGAGGAUAUCAAAGGCCGAGUGAAGGCUUUGCUAGACGACCAUACAAUCGACUCGAAAAUUGACCCGGAAAAAACAGCCCUGCCUUCCAAGACACAGAAGGCAGUAUAUCCUUCCAUUCUGGCUGAUCCCAGUGUCCCUUCAAGCGAAAAAGAGCUAAGCCGUCUCCAGGAUGAUGCCAUCUUCUUGAUGAUGGCUGCCACAGAUGCUCCAGCACAGGUCCUUGCUAUAACACUCUUCCAUAUCCUCAACAAUCCGGCAGUAUACGCGCGCCUCAAAGAAGAGCUGUUCUCUGCUCUGGACAAUGCUAGGGAAGUUCCGACGUUUGAGCAGCUUGAAAAUAUCCCUUAUCUUAAUGCGGUUGUUCGAGAGGGCCUUCGCCUUUCAUCUGUCGUGACGACCCGCCUCCCUCGCUCAGCACCCGACGAGGUUUUGCAGUUCCAAGAGUGGCAGAUCCCACCUGGGCUGAACAAGAAAAAAAAAAUGCCCCAGACAUUCGUGAGUAUGUCAACAUACUUCAUCUUAAGAGAUCCCGCGAUAUUUCCGACCCCGUCGAGCUUCACCCCGGAGCGUUGGCUACUCCCUCGCGAAGAGCUCCGGAGCCUAGAAAGGCAUCUCGUGCCAGCGUCGAAGGGAACCCUGGGAUGUUUGGGACAAAAUGUUAACUGGAUGUACAUGCACAUGGUUCUCGGAACCCUGUUCCGACGAUACGACUUGGCUUUACAUGAGACAACAGAGAAGAACGUGGAGAUGACGCGAGAUAAUUUUAUUGGGCAGACUGACGAAGGAAUGAAUAACGUUCAGGUGAAGAUCCUCGAGGAGUAUACGUGUUGA
Molecule: messenger RNA, 1602 nt
Organism: Penicillium chermesinum
Lineage: Eukaryota; Fungi; Ascomycota; Eurotiomycetes; Eurotiales; Aspergillaceae
Product: cytochrome P450
Exons: 5
Coding region: 1-1602 (533 amino acids)
Molecular function (GO): heme binding; oxidoreductase activity, acting on paired donors, with incorporation or reduction of molecular oxygen; iron ion binding
Source: RefSeq, a predicted model, not a curated record